Messenger RNA from Choloepus didactylus (southern two-toed sloth), 704 nucleotides. RefSeq names its product small integral membrane protein 33 (gene SMIM33). The record is from RefSeq and is a predicted model, not a curated record. Lineage: Eukaryota; Metazoa; Chordata; Mammalia; Pilosa; Megalonychidae. The coding region runs from base 101 to 499 and encodes 132 amino acids. The transcript is spliced from 2 exons.
CCGCAGACGUGGCAGUUUUGGGUAGGGGCCGAGCUAGGCAGCCAGCUCUCCUUUCCCUGCUAUCUGCCAGUCCUGAGGGAGCCCUCGCUGGUCCCGGACCAUGCACCAGGCUGGCUACUACCCCUGGCCUUCUCCAGCUGUGAAUAGCUCAGGGGGGCAGGAGCCCCAGAAGCAACUGUCAGAGGCACUAGGUGGGGCCUGGGGACCCCCUCGAGGGGACGGGCUGCCCCAGCUAGCUGUCAUCGUCGCUGUCUUUGUCCUGCUGGCAGUCGGUAUUGUGGUGGCAGUCCACUUUGGGCCAAGCCUGCACCAGGGCCGUGCUGCUCUCCCCACAGAGCCACCAGCCCCAAAGCUGGAGGGCGGCAUCUACCUCACCCACUGGCGUGUUCUGGGCCCCCAGGAUAGUCAGGAAGAAGCCCAGCAGGGACCGACUAACCCUGGCCCCUGCCCUGUACCAGCUGGGCCCAGGUCCAGCAUCGAAGAAGUCACAAUUCUGUAGGAGGAAGACUUUGGAAAGUUGGCCUGACCUGGUUCAGAACUAGAAACUAGACAGAGAAUUUGGACAGAAGCAAACUGGAACCUGGGCAUCAAGGCUUCAGGGAGGCACCCAUGGACUUCACUGGACUUACCCUCUCAGCAGAAUAUUUAUAGAGAAAGCCCUUGUGUGGACAGAAGAAAUAAAAGAAACCUGACAGCCCUGCCGA